AUGAGCAAAAGAGCCAAUUUGCCUUACACCUAUCAGGAUCUUUUUCCACACGUGGCGGCUUCUCCGCGAGAUCCACGGACGCCAGGCUCCAUUUCCGGGGCAUCUUUCGCCGAAUCCAGAUCCCUAGCCUUCACGCCCCGCAGCCCCGACCACAAGCGAUCCAAUUGGAAAACCAUGUUCCGGCGCCUCUUCAAACCUAGAACACUUGAUUUUGAGACGGCCAUCUGGGAAGUGUUCUACCUCAUCAUCAAUCCACGAAAAAUGUACAGAACCCACUACACUUACAAACACAGCAACGGCAAGGCGUCGCUGCGCCGAGACGAUCCGUCUUUCCUCAUUUUGGUCACCUGCUUCUUAUGUAUCAGCGCAAUUGCCUGGGGGCUUACGUAUCUGCCGCAUGUGUGGGACAUUAUCAAACUAGUGGUCAACAUGGUGAUCUUCGACUUUUACGUUCUGGGAGUAUGUGUUGCUACCGUAUCGUGGGCAGUGACAAACGCUCUUUUCAAUAACCAGUUCUCGUUACUGACUGCGUUUUCUGCCUCGUCUCGCUACGCAGUCAACUACAUUGAGUGGGGCUUCUGUUUUGAUAUUCACUGCAACUCGUUCUUGAUCAUUUGGGCCGUGCUCUACUUGCUCCAGUUUUUCUUGCUCCCGCUUCUCACAAGCAAGAACUUCUUGCUGCUUUUGUUGGGGAACACCCUUUAUUUCGGCGCAGUGGGCCAGUAUUUCAUCAUCACUUUCUACGGCUUCAACUCUUUGCCUUUUGUUAGCAGUGCUUCUACUCGAGGCUCAAGCCCGGGAAAAGUGUUCCAAAUGGCCAUUUUGGCAGGCAUUUUGCCGCUAUUGGCCCUCGGCUGGUUUUUGUGCAAUGUUUUCCGCUUCAACGUUGCGCAAGUUAUGGUGCACAAUUACUUCAAUUAA
This is a messenger RNA of Clavispora lusitaniae ATCC 42720, 921 nucleotides long. RefSeq lists its product as uncharacterized. NCBI's taxonomy places the organism in Eukaryota, Fungi, Ascomycota, Pichiomycetes, Serinales, Metschnikowiaceae. The record is from RefSeq and is a predicted model, not a curated record. Gene Ontology annotation, cellular component: Golgi membrane.